Molecule: messenger RNA, 684 nt
Organism: Symbiodinium sp. CCMP2592
Lineage: Eukaryota; Dinophyceae; Suessiales; Symbiodiniaceae
Source: the annotation of a GenBank genome assembly
AUGUCUGAGAGUAGAGUGACACCGGACGAGACAGGCUACAACAGCAUCCUCACUGCCUGCGAAAAGGGGCGGCAGUGGGAGAUGGUGCUCUGGUUACUGGCGACGAUGCCAUCUCUUCGGUUGGAACCGGAUGUCGUGAGUUACAGUGCUGCGAUCAGUGCAUGCGAACAUGGCCAGUGGACGAUGGCGCUGCAGCUUGUGGACGAAAUGGUGGAUGCUGAAUUGGUGGGUGAUGUCAUAUGCUUCAACAGCGUACUCAGUGCCCUUGAAUCAAGUGGCCAGUGGUUGCUGGCGCUACAGAUGCUGCAAGAGAUGGAAUCUUUUGCUGUGACGCCAAAUGUUAUCAGCUUCAGCACCGCCGUCAGUGCUUGCAAGCAGAAAUGGAGAACGGCACUGAGUAUGUUGUUUCAGGUACCAUGCUUAGAGGCAUCUCCCAAAGAAGCUUAUAACAGUGCCAUCAAGGCCUGUGAACUCGCUCGUCAGUGGCGCCUGCCAGUGCGACUGAUAGAGGACAUGCUCGCGGCAGGGACCGAGCCCGAUGCAAUUAGCUUCAAUGACACCAUCACUGCGUUCGAGCACGCAGGCAAGCCAGGACUCACCAUUCCAGUCUUGAUGCAACUGCAGCACAAGUACCAGGGUCGGUGCCAAGCGAUAGACGCCGCAUUGCCCAAAGUCGCGGACUGA